This is a messenger RNA of Salpingoeca rosetta, 1594 nucleotides long. RefSeq lists its product as uncharacterized. The record is from RefSeq and is a predicted model, not a curated record. Bases 323 to 1594 code for a protein of 423 amino acids. The transcript has 10 exons. Gene Ontology annotation, molecular function: protein binding. Lineage: Eukaryota; Choanoflagellata; Craspedida; Salpingoecidae.
CCACCACCAGCAGCAGCAGCAGCAGCAUGGUCGACAGGUGGCCACACGCCGUGAGCGGCCGCAAUCAUCAUCAAAACACCACAGACACGGUGCCGAUGGUGACAACAACAACCGCCACCACCACCAACAAGAACAAGAACAGCAACAUCAUCAACAACAACAGCAGCCGCAGCAACAGGACCAUCAUCAGCAACAACAACAGCAGCGGCCACGGUCUGGUGGCGUUCGUGGUGCACCAGGAACCACCACCGCCACCACCACCACCGCCGCCGCCACGGUAGGGGCAGCACCACACCAAGUUGGCAGCCGCUACAACGUGGACAUGACGCCAACUCACACACGCGGCGGUCGGGCUGCUGGCGGCCGUGACGAUGAUGUCAUUGUGGCCGAGACGCCCGUAGCACAAAUGCUUGCAGGCAACCGUGGUGGUGCACGCACCGCAAAGGGAGAUGGCGAGGGCUUGAGGUUUGGCGGUGCACCCGUGACUGCCGGUGAUCGCGGUGGCGGUGAUGAUGCUGGUGCACGCUCGCCUACGGGUGUGCGCAUGCGGGUGGCGGAUGACGGGAGCGUUGUUGCAGCCCCCAUGACAAGUACCCCCAGGCGGGGGCGGCGACGAAGGACCGGACACCACGGCGAUGGCGAUGGCGAUGGUGAUGGUGGUGGUGGUGGGCAUGAUCAGAGUGCAGUCUUGACCCCUCAGCAGCAGCAUCAAUACCGCCAUGUUGGUGAUAGCGGGGGUGUGAACGCGCCGCCAUCGUGGGAUGGAGACGGGCAGCAAUCCAUCGGACUCCAGCGACGAGAGCCCUGCCCGCCUCGCUUCCAGCGGCAACUCGUCGGUGUCGUUGAGGAUCAGCUGGCUGUGCGGUCCCUUUCGUUCCACCCGCACCUUCCCUACGUCGCUGUGGGCGCCAACAGCCAGACGCUGCGGCUGUGCUCAACACACGCGUUCCAGGACAACCCGCCAAUGGGUGACGGGUCCGUGCCCGCACUGCCCGUCAUGCUCCAGCUCAAGCGGCACCACAGGGGCUCGAUUUAUUCGCUGGCGUGGAGCGGUGACGGCACCAUGCUCGCUUCUGGAUCAAACGACAAGACAGCCCACAUCAUGCGGUUUGAUGGGGAGCGGUGCGAGCUGCAUUCCCACUGGGACAUUCGCCCGCACGACGGCACCGUUCGCGACCUCUGCUUCUCCCAGCGUGAGCCACUGCUAUUGACGGCUGGUGCUGGCGACUGCAGCAUAGCUGGGCACGACUUCGAGCAGUGCACGACCGUCUUCAAGUACAAGGGGCACACGGACCAGGUGUCGGCGGUGAGCAACAGGGGUGACCUCGUGCUCUCCGCCAGUCUCGACAGCACCGUCAGGCUCUGGGACAUGCGCCAAGACAUGUGCAUCCGCACAAUCACGUGCAAAGGCAUUCCGGCCACCAGCGCCGCCGUCAACCCUGAUGCGUCCCACUUUGCGGUUGGGCUUGAGACGGGCGUUGCAAUGCUGUUUGACCUUCGAACGGGCAAGGAGUUGAAGCAGUGGGUGCCACACCAGUCGGACUGCAGGAGCGUCGAGUUCUCACACGACGCACACACCGUCCUCACUGGGUAA